GUUUCCGUUUGGAUCGCCAACGUUAGCAUAAAUUCGCCGCAAUGGCGGAUGGAGUAUCUGGUGCUGUCGAAGCUGCCUCCAACGUAAACACAACAGGGAACCCAACACAAAUCGCCAUGGCGUAUCUACAAGACGAGAAGACUGAUGGGGAGAUCACUACCCUCAACUUGGGAGAGCUGGACCUGACCACUGAUGAGUUCAUCUUGGAUGAAGUGGACGUUCAUAUUCAGGCCAACCUGGAAGAUGAUCUUGUGAAAGAAGCCCUUAAAACGGGCGUCGAUCUCCGUCAGUAUUCCAAGCAGGUGGAGGCAGAGCUUCAGAGGAUUGAACAGGCAUCUAUUAAAGACUACAUUAAGGAAAGUCAAAACAUCGCUUCUCUGCACAACCAGAUCACUGCAUGUGACUCCAUAUUGGAGCGUAUGGAAGGUAUGCUGAGUGGCUUUCAGAGCGACCUUUCCUCCAUCAGCAGCGAGAUCCAGACCCUGCAGCAGCAGUCGGUCAGCAUGAACGUCCGGCUGAAGAACAGGCAGGCUGUUCGCAGCCACCUCAGCCAGCUGGUGGACGAGCUGGUGGUGCCCGGAGUCAUGAUCUCCACCAUCCUGGAAAGUCCAGUGACGGAGCAGGAGUUUCUGGAGCAGCUUCACGAGCUCAACUCAAAGAUCAACUUUGCCAAAGAGCUGAGCUUCAGAGAGACGUUGGCCUGCUCCGACAUCCAGGACAUUGUCGAUCGCCUCAAACUCAAGGCGGUCACAAAGAUUAGAGAGUUCAUUCUUCAGAAAAUCUACUCCUUCAGGAAACCGAUGACCAACUAUCAGAUCCCACAGAACACUCUGCUGAAGUACAGAUUUUUCUACCAGUUCCUUUUGGCUAACGAAAGAACGGUGGCCAAGGAGAUCAGGGACGAGUAUGUGGACACUAUGAGCAAGAUUUACUACAGUUACUUCAAGUCCUACAGCAGUCGGCUUCUGAAAGUACAGUAUGAGGAGGUAGCAGACAAAGAUGACCUGAUGGGAGUGGAAGAUACCGCUAAGAAAGGUUUCUUCUCUAAACCGUCUUUAAAGAGCAGGAACACCAUCUUCACUUUGGGCCAGAGGGGCGCCAUACUGAGUCCCGCAGAGCUGGAGGGGCCCAUCCUGGUUCCACAUACGGCUCAGAGAGGGGACAGCAGGUAUCCAUAUGAGACGUUGUUCCGCAGCCAGCACUACGCCCUGCUGGACAAUGGCUGCAGAGAAUACCUUUUCCUGUGUGACUUCUUCAUGGUGACCGGAAACUCGGCCCUCGAUCUCUUCAACUGCAUCAUGGGGAAAACGCUCAGCAUGUUCCUGAAGAGCAUGUCCACCUACGUGUCAGACUGCUACGACAGCAUCGCUAUCUUUCUCUGCAUCCACAUCAUCCUCAGAUUCAGAGCCAUCACAGCCAAGAGGACCAUCCCGGCUCUUGAUAAGUACUGGGAGGCCGUGCUGGAGCUGCUUUGGCCGAGGUUUGAACUCCUUCUGGAGAUGAACAUCCAGAGCAUCAGAAACACGGACCCUCAGAAGCUGGGAGUGCUGGACACUCGACCACAUUACAUCACGCGGCGGUAUGCAGAGUUCUCCUCGGCCAUCGUGAGCAUCAACCAAACGUUUCCUAAUGAGAGGACCAACACUCUCCUGGGCCAGCUCCAGGUUGAUGUUGAGAACUUUGUGCUGAAGAUGGCCGCAGAGUUUCCCUCCAGGAGAGACCAACUGAUCUUCCUCAUCAACAACUAUGACAUGUUGCUCGGUGUCCUGAUGGAGAGGGCAGCAGAUGACAGUAAAGAGGUGGAAAGUUUUCAACAGUUGCUCCUUGCCAGAACGCAGGAGUUUAUCGAGGAGAUCCUCUCCCCUCCUUUUGGAGGAAUGAUUGCCUUUGUGAAGGAGGCCGAGGCGCUGAUGGAGAAAGGGCAGCUGGACCGACUAAAGAAUGAAGAAGCUCGGAUCACUCAGCUGGUCCGAGGGUUUUCCGGCACCUGGAAGCAGUCGGUGGAGUCGAUGAGUCAAGACGUCAUGAGGUCCUUCACUAACUUCAAAAACGGAACCAGCAUCAUUCAGGGCGCGCUGACCCAGCUCAUCCAGUACUACCACGGCUUCCACAAGAUCCUGAACCAGCCGACGUUCCGCAGCCUGGCCGUCCGCUCCGAGCUCAUCAACCUCCACCACCUCAUGGUCGAGGUGAAGAAGCACAAACCCAACUUUUAACGAGGCGCAGCGUUCUGCGUGGGAGGCGCCGCAGAGACGCCCGGAGCGCCGAUCCUUCAAAACUCACUUCAUCAUUCCUCUUUAAGACUCGCCGAAGUCUGAAAGCCCUCUUACGUCUGUUUCCCCCGUCUGGAACAAGUUGCAUCACAGAUUAGAGGGCAGGUGGUUUCAUCUCUACGUCUGACUGUUCCUCAUUGAACUUUAGGCAUAUAUUCCAGUUGAGAAACCACAAAACACACAUUAUGUACCUGUGAACUUUAAAAUGUUAAAAGAUUUUAUUUAUACAUGGCCAAAAUUGACUAUAUGUUUGUUUCAAUCUUCACAGUAAGAAACAAAAGUGAUAUGAACAUAAACUACCAACAUUCUGAUCUUUCAACCGUUGCUAAAUCUAUGCGUUAGAAAAUAUCUUCUAGAUUUAGACUAUAUAAUUAAACUCUAGUUUUUUUCCCCCCCUAUUUAUUGAAAUAUUU
Messenger RNA from Fundulus heteroclitus (mummichog), 2686 nucleotides. It is a transcript of the gene vps52, whose product is annotated as VPS52 subunit of GARP complex. Gene Ontology annotation, molecular function: syntaxin binding. Gene Ontology annotation, biological process: endocytic recycling; lysosomal transport; Golgi to vacuole transport. The transcript has 20 exons. The record is from RefSeq and is a predicted model, not a curated record. Gene Ontology annotation, cellular component: GARP complex. NCBI's taxonomy places the organism in Eukaryota, Metazoa, Chordata, Actinopteri, Cyprinodontiformes, Fundulidae. The coding region runs from base 42 to 2216 and encodes 724 amino acids.